GAGGCGGAGUAGCACAAUGUCAAGUGCUCAUUUGUUCUUCUUUUUGCCUUUCUUAUAGAUCCCAUCUGGAAGAAACACAGAGAGUAGCACGCCGAAGGCGGUUCCCGUUCCAUAGAGAAAGAAGUGAUUCCACAGGGUCCAGUUCAAUUUAUUUCACUGCUAACUCGGGAGCAACCAACACAGAUGAUGGAGAAAGUGAAGGCGGGUACACCACAGCCAAUGCUGAGUCUGAUUAUGACCGAGAGUCUGAGAAGGAGAGUGAAGAAGGGGAGGAUGAACUGAGCUGUGAAACAGUGAGAACAGCAAGACGGGAUUCCCUGGAUCUCAUCAACGAGGAUGAAACGCAUUUAGUCCUUGAUUCCUUGCAGGAUGAAGGACUGAGCCAGCUACUGCAGCAGGCAGAUCACUUGCACAGUGGUGAUGAGCAGGAGAAGAGAGAGGGAUUCCAGCUGCUGCUGAAUAAUAAACUGGCGUAUGCAGACCAGGGAGACUUUCUUUGGCGCCUAGCCCGAGCAUAUAGUGACAUGUAUGAUAUCACAGAAGACACAGAUGAGAAGAAAUCAUAUGCAUCUGAUGGGAAAGAAGAGCUGCAGAUUGCCUUUCAGAAGUGGGAUCAAAGUGCUGAGUGUCAUCAGUGGUAUGCCAUUCUCUGUGGGCAGCUAGCAGAACAUGAGAGCAUCCAGAAGCGCAUUCAAACUGGAUAUAUUUUUAAGGAACACAUUGAUAAAGCGAUUGCUCUGAAACCUGAGGAUCCAAAGUCUUACUACCUUUUGGGCAGGUGGUGUUACCAGGUUUUCCACCUGGGAUGGCUCGAAAAAAAGACUGCUUCUGCUUUGUUUGAGACUCCUCCUACAGCCACUGUACAGGAUGCACUACAAAACUUCUUAAAGGUUGAGGAGCUAAGUCCAGGAUUUUCCAAAGCAGUAAGAGUGUACAUUGCCAAGUGCUACAAGGACCUGGGGAACAACUCUGCAGCUCUUCUCUGGAUGAACCUUGCUUCAGAACUGCCAGUUAACACAAAAGAGGAUUCAGAAGCUGAGAGAGAACUUGAGAAGAUGCGAUGUGCCUUGGAAGAAUAAGAGCAGAAGAGCUCAUUCCACUCAACACUGCACAGACAAUAAAAUUCCAUUGAAAGGGGUUUCAUGAUUCUAGCAAGUUUGGUUGCACAGCAUGGAUAAGCCAGAGGAGCUGCCAGGAGGACACACUCAACAGUCUCAUCAGCACUUCCAGGGAAGCAUCUCGGUGGGAUUUAAUGAGAUAAAAUCUUGUGUUAUUUUCCUAUUGAGAGCACAACAUAUGUUUGCUCGCUUUUAAAAUUCCUUAAAAAAAAAAAAAAAAAAAAAAAAAGAAGGCCAAAUAGUCAAAAAAUCAACCAGAUAUUAGCAUGUAGGAGUAUAUAUAUGUACACACACGUGUGUGUAUAAUACCUGAGUUUCAGAUCUGCUUGCUGAUGAGCUUCCUGGGGAAGUCCUCAGCAGAUAGUUUUCUCUAAUUUGACUGUUUUCUCUUUUCCUUUCUAAAACAUCCUCAUUGAAUCAAUUGAAAUAACUGAUUGCACCUUUGCAUAGAUGUCCUGCGGAGAGAAAGGUGAGAGUCAGUGGGCACUGUGAGGCUGAUUUUUAGCAACCUGAUGCACUGCAGGUUGUGGGAGUUCCUCACUUCCUUCAGUCUCUUGUUUCAAAUCGACACUGACACAAUGGCUUGAGGAAAGGCCACUGCACAAAAAAGACUACAUUGACUUAAAAUAAGUGAGUUGCUGUGAAAAAACUGAUGGUGAUGUCCAAAAUACAGUCCUGUUGGUCCUGUCUGGUUAUACCUAAACUACCUUCCUGGUUUUCUGUUGAGGAGAAACCAGCACUGCUCGUUACAGUGAGAAAAUACUGAGGAACCAAGAAGAUCUUAUGCACAAGAAAAACUUUAUUUUUAAGAAGUGCAUGUCAGAACAGCAAGUAAUGAGGUUUUCAACUUCAGGACUUUCUCCUAGUGACAUCACUCACAUGAGAGCGAAAACUUGGUGUGUCCCUCCAAACUAUGCAGCUAUGGUUUAGAUAUAAUAGCUUAGCAGUUGUUUAUCAGUGUAACACUGGUUACAGGAACAGGAAUACUCUGUGGCAGAGCUGACGCUUUGCUGUGUAUUCCUCCAGUUCUUGUUGACGAAUGCACUGGCACUGAGAAAACGGAGUUGGCAGCUGACAUUUUCUCAGACAGCUUCUGGGUACCAAACAGAGAAAGUAAACUUUGCUGUAUGCUGACAAAAAGGGUGAAAAACAAAAACAAUGUUCAGAAAUUUCCCAAAGACUUGAGCAAGGCUUGCUUUAUAUCCUAGCACAUUUCAGCUUUUCCCCCUUGAUGUUACUUUCAUAAAGUAGAUGUUAGCAGACUCAAGCUCACAAACUUCCCAGUUUAUAUAUUUGACACUUUUCAGCUAUUUUUAUUUUGGUCCAAAUAGAACUCUACGAUUUGGAUUUGCUUGAGACUAUACAUAUGAUUCUUACAAAUAGAGAACUGAAUUCUGCCAGGCUGAAUCACUGGAUCUUUGCCAAAAGAUACCAGCAAUCCAGAGCUUUUCUUAUUUGCAGGCCUUCACCUGUUGUCUAACUCUUCAAAAUGUAGAACAUUAGAGGUGAUUUUGAAUUAGAUUUACAUGCUGUGUUUUCAAAGAUGCAAUUUCUUUUUGUUCUUCGUUUCUUUCUUGCUUAAUAUCUGUUUCCAUACAGUGAGCAACCAUAAGUUUGAGGGAAGAAAAUGCUGGUCUGUUUUUCUGCUUUGUGCUUUGGAUUCUGCACUGGUUAGGUUUCAGUCUUUCACACUGUGUAUUCUUUGGGGUGAUGAUGUAAAUCCCCUUAGCUUUAAAAGGGUCAUGGAUGAGGUUCAGUUACUUGUCAAGGUGACAUGUGGAUGGAAGGAUGUCUUCAGAUGGUAAGUAGAGAGCUAGGAAAACAGAGCUUUGGGUUACAGACUAAACAAAGCCUGUUUGGAAACAAAUGCCAAAGUCUUGUUUUUCUUACUGAUAGAAGUUGAAGUGAGGGAAUCUCUUCCUCGUGUCUGUACUUCAAUAGCUUUUAAGCAAUGCAAAAACCAAGACUUCUUUAAUUUUGCACACAAUUUUUAAAACUCUGCAGAUUAAUCCCUGAGUACAAUGUGAAUUUCUCAAAGGUGCCUGCACUGUACACUCCCAGGAGUUGGAUUUUCAUAGUAAAAGACUAGAUGUUCUUCCAGGCUUAUCGUAGGGUAAGACAGAACAAUUUCCUGAGCUAGGCUGACUUUGGAAACACACCUCCCUGUGGCUAAACUAUGAUACUAUAGAAUAACUGAAGCUGUUUAACUAAUUUAUCCUCACUGUGCUGGUCUGUUUGAGAUAAGGUAUUUGCAAUUAAGGAGAAAGCCAUCCUGCUUAAAGUUUCCUGUGUCACUGUCUUGCUUGUUGUGUUGGUACGCAGACAGGUAAAGAAACCCAACAGUCAGGAGGAAGUCUUCUAAAGUAUUGUGGUGUCUAUUGUAUGUGUGGUGGUGUGCUGGAAUAUUAUGGGAAGGUAACAUAUAAAAUUCUUGUUUAUAUAUCACUGUUUAUACAUAUGUUUGUAACUGUGUGGGUUACGCCUCUAAUACAUUUUGUAUGUAAAUACCAUGACUACUGUUUAUGUUUCUAAAUUGCACCAAAGUAAUACAGCCACAAGUUAUGGUGAGCAGUGUGCUCCAGGUGAGGUUGUUUUUCAAUAAAUGUGAGUGAUCAGUUGUUA
Molecule: messenger RNA, 3740 nt
Organism: Centrocercus urophasianus (Greater sage-grouse)
Lineage: Eukaryota; Metazoa; Chordata; Aves; Galliformes; Phasianidae
Gene: RMDN3
Product: regulator of microtubule dynamics 3
Exons: 10
Cellular component (GO): spindle microtubule; mitotic spindle pole; cytoplasm
Molecular function (GO): microtubule binding
Source: RefSeq, a predicted model, not a curated record